AUGCAUCUUAUUCAAAGCUUAAUACGAUAUACCGGAUUUCAAGAGAAAAUUAAUAUAAUCAAUAAAGGCAUCAAUUGUAAGCCCGUCUGUUGCACCAACUGUGCAAGAUGCGUCCCCAAAGACAAGGCAAUCAAAAAAUUCGUGAUUAGGAAUAUCGUCGAAGCUGCGGCUGUCAGAGAUAUCACCGAGGCUUCAGUAUAUAACCAAUACACAUUGCCCAAACUUUAUGCCAAGUUGCACUACUGUGUGUCUUGCGCCAUCCACAGCAAAGUAGUAAGAAAUAGGUCUAAAAAAGAUAGGAGAAUCAGAACACCUCCACAGAGGAACUUCCCUGGUAGAGAUCAGAGAACCCAACCUCAGAGGAAAUGA
Molecule: messenger RNA, 369 nt
Organism: Harmonia axyridis
Lineage: Eukaryota; Metazoa; Arthropoda; Insecta; Coleoptera; Coccinellidae
Product: 40S ribosomal protein S26-like
Exons: 1
Coding region: 1-369 (122 amino acids)
Biological process (GO): translation
Cellular component (GO): ribosome; cytosolic small ribosomal subunit
Molecular function (GO): structural constituent of ribosome; mRNA binding
Source: RefSeq, a predicted model, not a curated record